Xyrichtys novacula (pearly razorfish) is the source of this 24418-nucleotide messenger RNA. The record is from the annotation of a GenBank genome assembly. Lineage: Eukaryota; Metazoa; Chordata; Actinopteri; Labriformes; Labridae.
AAUGCAUUGUGGGACUUGGGCUAAUGGUGAAGUCAAGAUGGCGGAGAAGCUCCGGCAGAGGAGAGAGGCAACAUCAGGAAGGCCGUGAAUGAAGUUUAGUGUUACAAAUCUCUCCUCAUUGAAAAUAUCCUGCUGUUGUUGUCAUUAUCAGCCUGUGGCGGACUUAAAGCGUUCACUAACAGCAGCGGAAUAAAAACAACUGAGGAUAAAGCCUCGUAUGAAUUCCGACGAGAAGGAGGACUGUGAGUGUGCGCCACCACAGGCCGAGAGCAACCCCGAGGGAGGAACGCUGAGGUGGGGGACGAUAUCACUACAGACCGGGGAUGCUACGGCAGUUAGCUGGCUAAAUGUUGUUUCUUGCUACGUGGAUGCCAUUGCUACCUGGCCUUUAUAAACAAAUCUUUGCAAAGUGAAUGCAUAGAUAAUUUAAUGUAUUAUUAUAAAAUGUUGCUGCUGUAAAAAUAUUAUUAUUGUGUGAAUAUUAGUUAGAUUACUGAGGCCGGCGGGCUAACUGGCUCCUGUGUAUCGCAUUAGCUUGCUAAGUCAGCGUCAGAGACUGCAGGUGUCUGACAUUUUUACUGCUUCCCUAUUUCCCCGUUUCAGAAUGAUUGGGAUAUUUUGUCACUCAAACAAAAAGAGUUAUAAUCUACUAAAUAUCGCUGCACAGUUUUUACAAUAACCUAACUGUGACCCCAAUCACUGGAAAGCUGAUCUGACUGCCUCUAGCUGCAAGAAAUUCACUCGAAUGUUGCUGUUCAGUGAUAGUUCUAGUUUCAUUUUUGAUUCUUUCAGUCAACAAAGCAUGUACGGUUUUCAAAAUGUGCAGUUUUAGGGAAAAUUCCUUCCAGUAAAAAGCCAGUAACCCUGUUUGAAAUGCUCCUGUCAGUGCAGCAUAUUCUGACCUCUGCAGAGCUUCAUGCUGCUGUUGUGUUUGUUGUUUGAAUAGAGAAUACGAGGAGCCUGAAAUAGAAAACCCAGAAGCAAGCCGAAUGUAAGUAGAACCGAUUUUAUUUUUAUUACACAUAUAUAAGCAUCUGUGAACUUGUAUUGAUGACAGGCCUUCAAAAGUAGUCGCUCAGACCUCUUUUGUUUGAUCUGUCCUGUCCUCUUUUGGCCUUGUUGGAUUGUGUUCCAUUGAUACUGUGGUGAUAUAAUUUUACAACACAAUAACUGAUAGCAAUAUGGCAUUAUGAGCUCUUAAAUUAGUCCUGUCAAGAGUGCUGUGCACCAAGUGGCAAGUUCAUCCAAGCUUCUUUGUAAAUAAAUAGUUAACAUGAGAGGUGUUCGAGACUGAGUAAAGACAUAUAGCCAACUUCUCCUCCCCUAUUCUUUCUGUGUUCCUGCCUUCAAGGGAGGAUCAGAGGUGGAACAGACCAACCCAACUAUCACACCUCAGUGCUUUACACUUUGCAAACAAGGUGUAACUAGGGAUGUGCCGAUAUACGAUUUAAUCACGAUAUGCAAUAUUAAACGGCCGCGAUGGUGAAAUGGUAGGGUACUUUAAUAAUCGUUCCACGAUUAUAAUUUAAAGAUGAGUGGCAGCAGCACUCAACGUAGGCGAGCGAAGCUGAGUACUUACCAACCUAGCCUGCUUGUAGUCUUACCCACGAUGUCAAAGCCUCAGUACUAAAAUGUACAAACAAACCACCACAAAAGUAGUCCCAAAUCCAAAACAAACUCUCAAAUUAAGUACACUAAUGCCAGCCUAACAAAAACAGGAACAUUAAAAGAGAAAAUUAAGAAAUUUUACAACAAAGUGCGUGGCCACCCUCAAUGCACUGCGGCCACCCAAAGCACUGUUUGAAUAUUUUGAAGAAGAAAUAGUUUUAAGAAGAAAAAAAAGUUGAUGCACGCGUUCCAACUUCCAACCAACGUAACGAUGCAGCCGGACCAAGAACAGUCGGAGACUGAGAAUGACGAAACCCCUCGGCUGUAUCCUCCUAUUAAAAAGGUUUCGUCGGCAGUAUGGCUGUUUACGGCUUCACUAAACAGACAGAGCAGAUAAACCUGACACCAAUCUGCAGGUUGUGCCGUAAGGAAGUUGCAGCGCCGUUGUCUAACACCUCCAACCUACAUGCCAACCUCCGUGAACACCAUCCAGCAUCGUUCGCUCAAAUCAGGGUAAAAACAACAUGACCGCAACAAGUUUGGUCUACUCUACUGCUUAUUAUUGACAACAUGAGUGAUGUUUCUGCUAACUUUAGCUCCAAAAAGCUAAUGCUCCCAACGUCACGUUAGCUGUCUCUUGCUCAUAUUGUUUGCGUGUGUCAUGCUGUGCACAGAGAAGUGAUUUCGCAGUUUUUUGCUAUUUUUAAUAAUGUUAAAAGCAUUGCGCUAAUAUCGUGAUAAUAUCGUGAAUCGUGAUAUUUUGGGCCACCAAUAUCGUGAUAUCAAGAUUUUCAUAUCGGCACAUGCCUAGAUGUAACUGAUGUUAAAAUGGUCAUAUGAAAGCACCCAGCAUUUAAGAGCAGGGUCAGGGUUGCAUUCACCCAAAAAUAUAAAUCAUAUUGUUGUUCACUAAAGCCUGAUUUGUACUUUUGCAUCUAAUGGAUUUAGUAGAAUAUGCUGUAGAUUUGCAUAGACCUAAACCUCCUCAAAAACGCAACUGUGCGCUACAACAACACAAGACCACACGUCCCGUGAUUGGUCCUCUUGGUCACUGACAUUUCCAGCUCUGACUCCUGAUUCAGCUGCAGUGGUUCGGGACAUAACAGGAACCACAACUGGCAAUAUGACUAGCAAAGAAACCCCACUGUCGACUAAUGCAACAGCGCUCAUAUAUGAAAUGCUAAAAACAGUGUAGGCCAUUAUGUUGAAGCUAUAGCAUCAUGUAAAUACUGAAGGAUAAACCAGGUUUUAGACUUUAGAAGUUUUCAUAUUUUAGCAGGUUCCACUUCCACAGAGGCUGCUAUCGUGCACCGUCAUGUUCCUAUUGUGCAUCCUUGAGGGGCAGCGUCACUUCAACAGAAGUGUUUCCAUCCCGAAUGCUAACACUUGAUGUUGUCAAAUAUUACCGUUUCUACUUACUGCACCUUUAAUUUAACUGAGACAAUAAAUGUGUGUUUCAAUCUGAUAUUGCUUUUGAUCAUUUGUUCCUGUCAGAAUGGUCUUUUCCACAUCUACAUAAGUCACUUUCAUUUAUAUUGUGUAAACAAUUAAUGAACACAACAAAUGUUAUUUAAAGACACUUGGAAAAAGAGCAUAUCUGUACUGUAUUUGGAGGUUUCUCAUUUUAAAAGUCCCAACAUCAAUAUUCAUGUGCGAUUCAGGCCCAUCUUCCAUGCAUAAGGAGGGGAAUCGACAGAGAUUCAAAACAACCAACAAAAACCCCUUACAGACUCAUAGUUACAUUGCUAAUCAUGACAAUAAAAAAAUAUAACCCCCAUGAAAGUUAUUAGUACUGUUUUAAGUUAAUCACUUUGCAUACUAACAACAAAUUCCCUUCAACCAUUCACAAACAUGAGAGGCAUUUGUAUUUAGGUGUGAACAGGUGCAUGAAAACAGCCACCAACCAAGAACUAGUGGCAUUGUAAGAAACAGUAUCUCAACGACGGCAGUGACUGUGUAGAAGCCAAGCAGAGGCGUAAACCCACCGAGGUUCUGCACCUGGAUUAACUAACUGAUGUGUGAUAAAAGUUCAGUCUGAUGAAUGAAAGUCCACAUCAAAUAGCCUUACUCAGUGGUUCUCAAGUCCAGUCCUUGAGGCCCACUGUCCCGCCUGUUUUGGAUGUUUCCCUGCUCCAACACACCUGAUUCAAAUGACGAGCUCGUUAUUAAGCCAUCACAGAGCUUGAUAACGAGCUGAUCAUUUGAAUCAGGUGUGAAUCAUGCCUCCAGGACUGGACUUGAGAACGACUGGCCUUACUGAACACACCGCGUGUUUCUUUACUUCCAUAGGCUCCAAAAGUGAACAAUUAGACAAGACAAAAAAAACACACUCCAGACUUUGACUGCAGUAACAUUUGCAUGAGACACAAAGUUUCCUACCUUACAUGGAAAAAACCACACAUCUCCAUGUGAAAACAGUGAUACCACAACUUCAUUACUUCCCAUUAUCUGCUCCAACAGUCUGUGUUAUAUUGAUUAUGUUGAUUUAACAGCAGCUGGUGAAAGCUGAUGUUGGUUUUUCUCUAAUAAAGUUCGAAAGACACAGAGGGACAAGUGUUUUCUGGAGACCUUAUUAAGCGUGCUUUACUUUGAAAAGUCUGCUCAUGGCUGUGCAAGAAAUUCAAACUCAGUCUUAGAGAUUUUAAACUGCGACAGAGUCCACAGUGUUCUCAAAGUCUCUAUUCCAGGGGAUUUCAAAGCACCAGAUUUCUAUAAAUGCUCAUUCAGAAAACCACUCUACCUCUUUGAAACUUGGAUUUAUUUUCUUGGAGAAGACUUAAGUCCUAAAAGGAGCCAAAGUUUGUUUUUUAAAGUCCUAAAUCCUACAUCACUGCAUUCAUUCAGCUGUCUUUGGUUUUCCAGUGAAUUAACUGGUCAGUCAUUUCUAAACUAUAAACAUGGUAAUCAAUCUCAUCACUCCUACCAAUCCCAUCAUGCACAUACACAUGAUGGUUAAGCAGGAUUUUAACACACUUAUAACCUGUUGUGUUUUACCUUUUGAAUGCAGGAAGCGAGCAGCCGCUAAACAUCUAAUAGAGCGCUAUUACCACCAGUUAACGGAGGGCUGUGGGAACGAGUCAUGUUCCAACUCCUGGUGUGCCUCGUCAGUCGGCUUCAGCCGCAUGGAUAACAACACAGCGGCGGUCAAAGCCCUGGAGCUGUACAAGGUGAACGCCAAGCUAUGUGACCCGCACCCCUCGAAGAAGGGCACCGCCUCGACGUACCUGGAGAGCAGCGGCGCUCACAGUAACUCAGCCUGCAGCAACAGCAAGAUGAACCACAAAGAUGUCCACUCUGUGCGGGACAAUUUCAAAGGUGAGAGUCAGGAAUAAGGUGUUUUACUGUGAUUCUUUCCUCUUCUCAUCGCUCUCUGAUGGAUAUUUAUUUUAUUAUCUUUAUUUUUAUUUUUUAAACAAGGACAAAUAUAUAGAAAAGAGACAAAAAAAGCAUACAAUGUCUUUGAUGAAUAAAACAACUUUCAUAUUCCAAAAAAUACAUCAACAGGCAAAGGAAAAUAAACAUCAAUAAAAUACAUCUAUGGGUACAAAAGCAGGGAUCCAAAUCAAAGAUAAAGAGAAAAAAAAACCUAUAACUCCUUAUCCCAAAUUUGUGUCAUUGCUUAUUUGUGCCAACCAUCUCGGUCUGGUUUUUUGUUUUUGCUUUUUAUCAUCAUCUCAGUCAAUAAGUAGUGAUUUUUUUUAAGAAUAUAGUUAACAAUUCAAAUUUGAUAUCCUUUUGAUUUUUGAAAAUAAAAAAUCCUGUCAUGCAAGUCAGUAGUAUUGAGUGUAUAUGUCAGCUUUUACAGGAAUAAUCUGUGUAGUAAUUCUAUGACUAAGAAGCUCAAAUUUGAAGAAAAAAGCUUUAAAAAUGUUAAUCCCAAACUGAAACUAAGACAUAAGACAAUGUAAAAAAAACAACAAAAAAAACUGAAUUUUUACCCUGAAUUAGAUGAAACAACUCCUUUCCCUACAAGCCAAAGAUCCUUUGUUGCACACUUAAGAUCUGAUCCUCUUCCUCUGGACAUUGAGUUUGGUCGGUUAAGAAUAUUGUUGAAGAAUACACAGUCGUGAGAUUUGGAUGAAGUGGAAACAGAGCAAUAAAGAUAGUUAAGGAUCAGAGUUGUCCUGAUACGUUUCAACUUAUGACACGAUACCGAUUAGGGCCUGACCGAUUUAUCGGCGAGCCAAUUAAAUCGGCCAAUUUAAGCCCAUUUGAGAUUUUCGCCGAUAUUUUCAGAAAUAAAAUGCAGAGAAUAAGAUUCGGUUGAAAACGCUUUUCAUGGUCCGAGUUUGAUUCAUGAUAAAUACGAGGAACAGUAGCCUACAGUAUAUCGGGUGUUCCUCACUUUUUAUGAUGUAUGUGAGUUAGCUUAAUUUUUAUUUAUUUAUAUACGCUAUUGAUUUUGAAUGAUGACAAGUGUGUGAGUUAGACAAGACGGAGGUUGACAAAAUAAUUAGACUCACACCCACUAUAGUCUGAAUAAUAAGCUGAAAAGAAUUAGUUUAUCAUCUUUAUUACAGUUCAAAUAAAUAGCCAGGGGUUGUUUUAGCAAUCAAAAGCAUUUGAAAUGAGUUUUCUGCCUUUAAUUCUUUGAGGAAGUGUUUGAAAGGCUCAAAAGCAGCCAUUUGUUAAAAAAAAAUUAUUAUGUAGAUAUAUUACUUAAAUUAACAAAAUUUUUAAACUUCAUAAAAACUUGAAAAAAUCGUCCGAUUAAUUGGUAAUCGGACUUUCCCUCCCCCAAAUAAUCGGCAUCUACCCCAAAAAAUCCAUAUCAGUCGGGCCCUAAUACUGAUAUUGUAGCCUUCGAUUUUGACCGAUUCCGAUAUUGAUCUGAUAUUGGAACAAAAUUGUGCACAAUAAGUUUUUCACUCAGCGGCAACGUCUUUUUCGGACUUUAACGAAAAAUACUGCCGCAAGGCCAACAUCACUCUUAUUUCUUGCUACUUUGUUGGUACCUUAGUACACAGUGUUGUUGUGAUUUUGUGGGCUUAGCUUGCUGGAUCAGCGCGCUGCUAGCUACAGGUGCCGAAGCGGAGUCUGUAAUGGACUGCUUAUAUUGGAGUGCUGAUAUCGGAGAUUUUAGAUACAGGUUGAUAUACUCUGAUAUUCCUUUUUUUUUUAUUUUUUUUUUUAUUAAUAUCGGACUGAUAUCAGGAGUCUUCUCAAGCGGUUUCGACAGACAGGGGUUCUCCAGGAGGUAGCAUCAAACACAGAAGUCCCCUUCUCUCCAUAACUAAGAGUUUAGGCAUUUGCAAGAAUAACUAAAACUAAACCACUUAAUACUUAAAGUAGUGCUGGACGAUAAUUCGAUAACAAUAUAUAUCGAUCGAUAGACGUGUGGUGCGAUAGAAAAAAAACGGGUCGAUAAAAAGUUCGAUAAAAAAACACAGUUUCCCUUUCUUUAUCAUCAUAGCCUAUCAUGUAGCUUUUACUACAGUCAUUACUUCCUCCCAACCAAUCACAAACGCAGACCCAGGUACGCUACGGCACCAAGCCAAGCCUCUAUCAAACCACAACAGACAGCACGUGUAUUAGAAAAAAUGAUACAGCAAGGAGAAGCGGAGGACAUUGUCCCGAAAAAAGGUUUCAGUAGUUCACCAGCAUGGCAAUGUUUUGGUUUUUAGAAGUCUGACAAAAAGCGAACAGCGGUCGUUUGCAAAAUUUGCAGAGAAUUAGUAAAAACCAAGUCUGGUAACACAACCAACUUGUUUUACCAUCUAAGCCGAUCGCACCCGCAGGAGUACGAGCUGUGUCGGCCGCGCCGCGGCUCCACGUCGUCGGAGGAGGAGGAAUCCUCUGGAACCGCUGCCAGCACCAGCACAAAGCAACUGAAGCAGAUCAAACUGGACUACGUUUCUUGCCAAAAAUACGACAAAGCGUCCAAGCGGCAUAAGGACAUCACCCAUGCAGUAACAUGCUCCAUAGCGAGGGAAAUACUACCAAUAACUACCGCUGAAAAGCCUGGCUUCGACCAGCUUCUAGCCACUCUCGACCCGCGAUAUGAAGUGCCCGGCCGCAAGUAUUUCUCAAACACAGCGCUUCAGGCAUGAAAAUGGGUCAGGGGUUGAAAAGGUGAGAAGAGUGCGGAGGAAAUAUGUUCAAAUGAGCUCAUAUUUUACAAAGACGCGAGUAUUUGGAUCAUGGCUACGAGCAGGGGGUGCAUUCGGCAGGGGUGCAUUCUACGACACAACACCGGCGUGGAUAAGUCCUGCUUCUCGUGCUUAGUUUGUGUAUUAAGUCAAUCACAUGAUAAUUAAAAAAAAUAAAUCUCCCGACCCCGGGAGAAAUAUUUCAGUGUUCAGACACCAGGCUGUGGGCAGUUUCCCACACAGUUAAAACUGGUAGUAUGCUAUUCCCACCUAAAGCUAUUCUGUUUAUUUAUAUAUUUGUUUGUUUUGUUUAUUUUCAUCAAAAGACUAUUUAUAUAUUUAUUUAUCAGAUUUUCUGGUCACUAUAGUCUUUAUGUUUGUCAGUAUUUACUGACGUCACUCAGGCCACUUAAGUUGAUUUCUUUUUUUUUUAGUUCUUUUUUAAAAAAACUUUCAGUUGUGGUAAAAUAAAAAAGGUGGUUGAAUAAAGGUUUGAAUUUGAAUUCAGUGCUUGUGUGUUCUUUAUUAAAAGUAGGUCAUUAAGCAAUAGCAUAAAACAUCCAGGGCUGCAAUUAAAAUAUAUGUUAAAUAAUUAUAAUAAUUAUAUCGAUAAUUAUCGAUAUCGAUCAAUAUGAUUUAUUUUUUAUCGAUAUGCUUUUUUUCUAUAUCGUCCAGGCCUAACUUAAAGUAAGACUGUGUGUUUUGCUCUUGAAUGGAUACAACAAAGAUAUCCCGCUAACAGAGCUGGCUGUGACAUCCAAAUAACUGACCACAUGUUAGCCCCAUUAGUUGAAAAUGUGCUUAUCUUUAGAGGUUCAGUCAAUCUCUUCUUUGAUUUAAAUAUCUUGAAGUUUAUCAUCCUCAUCAGGGAAUAGUAAAUCAUAACCCACAGUCACAAUCAUUUUAUCACAAGUUGAACUGUUUGGUUUAGAAUUAUUUCUAACGUUUGACUGUCUAAUUGUGUUUGUAGACGUAAAUUACCUGACAGAGGAGAAAGUGUACGAGAUUUUGGACAUCUGUGGAGAGAAAGAGGAUUACUCGCCUCUGAUCAGGGUUAUCGGUCGGGUCUUCUCCAGUGCUGAGGGCCUUGUGCAGAGCUUCAGAAGGUCCAAACCUCACACCAAGGAGGAGCUCAAGUCCCUUCAGGGUAAAGACGAGGACAAAGACGAGGACGAGAAGGAGGCCGCAGCUUGCUCUGCUAUGGAGGAGGAUUCCCCCGCUGCCUCUUCAUCGUCACGGCUCGGUGAGGGCUCCUCGGGGGACAACGAUGUCCAAAAGCUGGCAGCAGAUGAGGUGUCAGUGGACAUUGAAGCUGUGCGGCGGGUCUAUGAGCGCCUGCUGUCCAAUGAGAAGAUAGAAGCGGCCUUCCUGAAUGCACUGGUCUACCUCUCCCCUAAUGUAGAGUGCGACCUGACGUACCACAACGUGUAUUCACGAGACCCCAACUACCUGAACCUGUUUGUUAUAGUGAUGGAAAACAACAACCUCCACAGUCCCGAGUACCUGGAGAUUGCUCUGCCGCAGUUCUGCAAGGCUAUGAGUAAACUCCCGCUGGCGGCUCAAGCCAAGUUGGCCCGCCUGUGGUCGCACUACGGUGCCGAGCAGAUUCGCCGCAUGGUAGAGACGUUCCAGCAGCUCAUCACAUACAAGGUGAUAAGCAACGAGUUCAACACCCGCAACCUUGUCAAUGAUGAUGACGCCGUGGUGGCGUCUACCAAGUGCUUGAAGAUCGUCUACUAUGCAAAUGUGCUGGGCGGCGACCUGGACGUCGAGCACAACGAGGAGGAAGACGAGGAGCCCAUUCCAGAGUCCAGCGAGCUCACGCUGCAGGAGCUGCUGGGCGAGGAGCGGCGGAACAAGAAGAGCCCCCGAGUGGACCCACUAGAGACGGAGUUAGGGAUCCGCACCAACGACUGCCGGAGGCCGCUCAUUCCCUUCGAGGAGUUUGUGAAUGAGCCGCUGAACGAUGUGCUGGAGAUGGACAAGGACUACACUUUCUUUAAGGUGGAAACUGAGAACAAGUUCUCCUUUAUGACCUGUCCCUUUAUCCUCAACGCCGUCACAAAGAACCUGGGCUUGUACUACGACAACCGCAUCCGCAUGUACAGCGAGCGGCGUAUCACUGUCCUCUACAGCCUGGUGCAAGGCCAGCAGCUCAACCCUUACCUGAGGCUGAAAGUGCGGCGAGACCACAUCAUCGACGACGCUCUGGUCAGGGUAAGUGUGUCACAGGUCCAACUUAAGACUAUCUCCUUUGUAUUCGUUUGUACGUGAGUGGACUGAUGUCUUUCUAUCAUCUGUCUGCAGCUGGAAAUGAUCGCGAUGGAGAAUCCUGCAGACUUGAAGAAGCAGCUGUAUGUGGAGUUUGAAGGAGAACAAGGUGUAGAUGAAGGAGGCGUUUCCAAAGAGUUCUUUCAGCUGGUGGUGGAGGAGAUCUUUAACCCAGAUAUUGGUGAGAAAACACAAGAAUGAUCCACAACAUCUGGCACAGUAUGAUUUUGUGGGCAAAUUUCUCUGAAUGAAUUAACAACAGAUUGGGGCUGAGAAUCAUGCUUUGAUACUUUUCUGACUGAAGUGCUUUGUCGUCAUCGAAAGUCUUACAGUGGUGUGGCAUUUGACAGCAUACUCCUGAAACUAAGAAGUCAACAAUGAGCGGAGUGCACAAAACACAUUGUUUCUGUAAUGGUUUGUGUUGUAGAGGCUGGCGGAAUAAAAAAUCAACAGGUUCUAGACUCAGAAAACUCCGGACUCUUACUGCGUUUCAGGUUCUUUUCUAUAUUCACAGUAGGGCUGGGCGAUACAGCCUCAAAUCAAUAUCACAAUAUAUUGAGCAGUUCACCUCGAUAAUGAUAAAUUGACGAUAACUACUCCACAAGCUGCUCAGCUUCUCCCACAUCAACUUCGUCUACUUCAGCCACCACUCCAGUCGCUACAACUUUUGAACCGUCCUCUAUCUCCUCACCUGUCUUUCCCUCUUUGUUACGGACUGGAUGGGGUGGAGUCACGUCUCUGAUGUAGACCAGCAUCUUAAAGGGACAUGAGACCAUAGCCUACCUACACACAUCCAAAACCAACUUUUGAUAUAUCGAUAUUGGCAAAAUGACGUUGGUUAUUGUUGUAAAUUUUGGAAUGGGUAAAUUUGCGGUUUAUCACCUAGCCCUAAUUCACAGGUUUAUCCUUGGAAAGCUCUUGACCACCUCUCACCAAAAGUUGUAUCUGAUCUACUCUAGAUUAUUUAGUGAAAUCAACUGAGCAGGAUUUGGGUAAAAUUUGUUGUUUUGACAUAUUUCAUGGCAGAUGUAUUAGAUGCAGUGUUGUUUUCGUUGACGAUGACGUUGAUGAAAAUAUUUUGUCAACGUCAUCCUGAAGAAAGACAACGCUGGUUGUUUUCGUCAACGCCCCUUUUUUUUCCACGACAAAGACGUGACGUUGACGAGCUAAACAUAAGUCUUAGAUGGCUAAAAUGUGCGUUUACGUUGAAGAGACAAGACCAAACGAAAACGUUAGUGGUGGAUGACGAACAGAGUUGCAAAAUUCAUGAGCAUUUCGUCAGUCAAACACUAAACAUAUAUUCUGCAGUGUUGUUUUCGUUGACGUUGACGAAAUAUCGGCAACGUCAACGAAAACAACACUGAAUAGAUGUAUUAGAUUAGAUUUUUUUCAAGUAUGCCGCUGCUUUGGGUUUGUACAAAUGCCAGCAAAUGGAAAAGCUAUCUUGUUGGAGAAGAUUUGAUCGGAUUUGUAUAAAAGAAAAUCUGGCUCCAGAAUUGUAGCUUUUAUUGAAAGCACCACAUCUGACUUUAUCAAAGCAUAGCUUUUAUUGCUCGUGAGGCUGCAGAGUUUCUGUAGAUAGGCUGUAUUUCCUAUUAGAUUUCUAUCAGUAUGAAAAUGUUUCAGCAGCAACCAGCUUAGUUCCUGAGACGUGGGGGCAGCAAGGACACUUUUCCUCUAUUCAGCAGAAUGUGUGUGGCACUGAAAGGCCGGUUUAAUCAAAAGCCUCUUUACUGAGAAGUGAACACGAAGCUGAUUUCCUCUGAACUGAGCUGUAUAAUUAUUCCAUUGCGCUGUAAAGCUGUGUGUGUGUGUGUGUGUGUGUGUGUGUGUGUGUGUGUGUGUGGAGGGUGUGGGUUAUUGGAGUUAAUAGAUAAUAGGCAGGAUAAAUACCUAACCUAGCCUUGAACAACAUGUACUUUUACUUUCACUUUGAUUCUGUGUCAAGUUGUCCCUGUCUCCAAGCAGCAGCUCUCACAGCUUCAGCAGUGAAGGAUGUUUUAUGACACUUUUGAGUGUCAUGUUCUGAUAUUUCUGCUGCAGAAAAGCAGGCUCUGAAAGAUCUUAAAAGUAGACGCAGCGUGCAAAAAAAGAUGUUUCUUGGAUUUAGUCGUAAAUGAAAAUUAAGAAUAAUUUUAUCCCUGAAGAGAAAUUAAAUUGUCUGUCGUCUCACUUGUCAUGUCUCAAAAAGUCAUCAACUAAAAAAAAACAUUGGUUAAAUUGAUGGUUGAAGUUAGUUGGAGUUUUAACUUCCAAAGCUAACACAGUAAUAAUGCAACAGAUUGGUGCAAACCCUUUUAAUACAUCAGAUUUGAGAAUCAGGAAGCUGAAACUGGAACAGUAGGUGGUGGUAAUGCACCAUCAUGACAGCUGUAACAGCCUUAAAACAAGAAGGAAAAGAGAACCAGGAAGUGAUACUGCAGAAAUAGACCUCCUUGGACAAGAAAUGGGUCUGAAUAACAGAUUCAGUCUCAAAGCUCUGCCAGAUGAUUACCUCUGUAAGACCGGAGUUGUUUGCAUGUACUGUCGAUGUGAAUUGAGUCACUGCUGGAUUAAAAGGAGUCCCAAAAACCUCAAAGUGAAGCACACAGCUGAUGCAGAGAGCCGCCUCCUCCUUCCAUCUCCAUUUCAAACUUUCCAUUGUGGCCUUCAAUUUCCUCCUGUGCGAGGUUAGACGCAGUCAGUGUUUGCUGUAAGUUUGAAGGAUUCAGGCAGUAAAAUGAGAAAUAUAAGUCUGAUUACUGAUUUAUUGGUUGAUUUUUUAAGUUUUAAGUCAUAAAAUAAAUAUAUAUAUACUGUAGACAUCUACAGUGAACUUUAUACUGCAGAUAUACUGAAGGCUACUGCUCUUGACGCCGACAGGAAGACCGACUGAUCAAACUCGGACCAGAAAAGCGUUUUCAACUACCCCCCCGCGCUGAUCUGUGCCUCCAUGUCUUAACUCACGUUACACAUUUCCGGUCUGGUCUCAUUUGGAGACAUGCAGCUGCCUCAGUAAGAGAAGUAGCUCGAUCACGUAAUGUGUACUAUUGUUUAUUCUACUGUUACUGGCACAGCUAACAGUGUAGCAAGGCAAAUAGCAGAUGGCUAACUCUAACUUUAGCUUGCAUUACAUGGUGCUUCACCGUUAACUCGGCGUGACCGAGACCAGCACAGCGGGGAACAUCGUGACGUGGGUUGAACUGAAACUUGUUGACUUAUUGUGUAUUUCACAAACUGGUUUAUUUACCGUUGAGGCGGACCACUCUCCUCCUUGUGUCCCUGAGCUGCCUGCUUCAGAUCCGUCACUCUGCUGUGCUGUGAGGUAGUUAGUGGAUGAAGAUUGUCAUGAGGUCGCUGCGCCAUCUACAGGAUAAGUCUGGGAAUUUUUCAAAUGGCGGAACAUUUUCGAAGUGAAACCGAAUCUUAUUCUCCGCAUUUUAUUUCUGAAAAUAUCGGCGAAAAUCAGUGAGUUUUGGCGGAUUACCGAUUAGUCUCAAACGGGCUAAAAUUGGCCGAUUUAAUCGGCACGCCGAUAAAUCAGUCGGGCCUUAUUAUUCACUGGCUUCACAGUGAUUCAAAAUAGUUUAAGCAAUAACUGCAUCUUUGUUGAUUAUCUGCUAUCAAAACAGAGAAGAGCUGAUAGUUUUGCCGACAUACAAACUGCAUGAUGAUCAUGGAGCGACACGUAAACACACAAACACACAGACAAUCAAAUAGACUUCAUGGUCGGUUCACUCCCCUGCAGUUAUUUGUUACUGUUAUUUGUCUCAGCCUGACUCACUGGUCAAGGCUGAAAAUGUUCUACUAUAAUUUUGUUCUUUUUUAGUGGUGCCUCUGUUUUCACCAUGCCUCGAUCACAAUUCCUCUCUUCUCCUGCAGGCAUGUUCACGUACGACGAGGGCACCAAACUGUUCUGGUUCAACCCCUCGUCGUUUGAAAAUGAAGGUCAGUACACCCUGAUAGGCAUCGUCCUCGGCCUGGCCAUCUACAACAACUGUAUCCUGGAUGUCCACUUCCCCAUGGUGGUGUACAGGAAGCUCAUGGGCAAGAAAGGAACCUUCAGGGACCUGGCUGACGCUAACCCGGUAAGCACCUCUGAAGCCUGUAGCUGUAGAAGGGUCAAACUCUCUGACUGCUGUGAUUGUAAGUGAAACACUCUGUUUGAAAAGGUUUUGUACCAGAGUCUGAACGAGCUGCUGGAGUACGAGGGAAGCGUGGAGGAGGACAUGAUGAUCACGUUUCAGAUUUCCCAGACGGAUCUGUUCGGGAAUCCACUAAUGUACGACUUAAGGGAAAAUGGGGACAAGAUUCCAGUUACAAAUGAGAACAGAAAAGUGAGUCUGGAUGAUCACAUGAAGCACCUCAACUGUUAGCCAUUAAGUCUAACAGUGAAACAGUUCCCCUUAAAAGUUGAAGAGGGUUCACCAGCUGAACAUUGAAUAAUUCCAGUGUGUGUGUGUGUGUGUGUGUGCAGGAGUUUGUAGCGCAGUAUGCCGAGUACAUGCUUAACAAAAGCGUGGAGAAACAGUUCAAAGCGUUCAGGAGAGGUUUCCACAUGGUCACCAACGAGUCGCCGCUCAAGUACCUGUUCAGACCCGAGGAGAUCGAGCUCCUCAUCUGUGGGAGCAGGGUGAGACUUUUUUUUAACCACAUGAUAAAAAUCUGUAAAAGUUUUGUAUUAAAAAAAAUAUAUAUAUAUUUACGUACAUGUUUGCUUUGUCUCACCUUGCAGAACCUGGACUUUAUAGCACUUGAAGAAACGACAGAAUACGACGGAGGUUACAACAGAGAUUCAAGAAUUAUCAAGUAAGACAGUUUGAGUUUUGUAUAUAUUUUUUAAAAAGUAUGUGAAGACGGUUGGUAAUUGAUUCAUAUUUCUGUAUAUUGAAUUGUUAAACGCUGUCUCAUGGAUGUUUGUGUGCUCCAAAGGGAGUUCUGGGAGACGUUGCACUCAUUCGGGGAGGAACAGAAGCGCCUCUUCCUGCAGUUCACCACUGGCACUGACAGAGCACCUGUGGGGGGUCUGGGCAAGCUGAAGAUGAUCAUUGCCAAGAACGGCCCAGACACAGACAGGUGAGGCAGCUCUGUUUAUGAAUCUGCUGCUACCUGUUUUUAAUUCCUUUAAUAUACACUCACCGGCCACUUUAUUAGGUACACCUGUCCAACUGCUCGUUAACACUUAAUUUCUAAUCAGCCAAUCACAUGGCGGCAACUUAGUGCAUUUAGGCAUGUAGACAUGGUCAAGACAAUCUCCUGCAGUUCAAACCGAGCAUCAGUAUGGGGAAGAAAGGUGAUUUGAGUGACUUUGAACGUGGCAUGGUUGUUGGUGCCAGAAGGGCUGGUCUGAGUAUUUCAGAAACUGCUGAUCUACUGGGAUUUUCACGCACAACCAUCUCUAGGGUUUACAGAGAAUGGUCCGAAAAAGAAAAAAUAUCCAGUGAGCGGCAGUUCUGUGGGCGGAAAUGCCUUGUUGAUGCCAGAGGUCAGAGGAGAAUGGCCAGACUGGUUCGAGCUGAUAGAAAGGCAACAGUGACUCAAAUAACCACCCGUUACAACCAAGGUAGGCAGAAGAGUAUCUCUGAACGCACAGUACGUCGAACUUUGAGGCAGAUGGGCUACAGCAGCAGAAGACCACCCCGGGUGCCACUCCUUUCAGCUAAGAACAGGAAAACUGAGGCUACAAUUUGCACAAGCUCAUCGAAAUUGGACAAUAGAAGAUUGGAAAAACGUUGCCUGGUCUGAUGAGUCUCGAUUUCUGCUGCGACAUUCGGAUGGUAGGGUCAGAAUUUGGCGUCAACAACAUGAAAGCAUGGAUCCAUCCUGCCUUGUAUCAACGGUUCAGGCUGGUGGUGGUGGUGUCAUGGUGUGGGGAAUAUUUUCUUGGCACUCUUUGGGCCCCUUGGUACCAAUUGAGCAUCGUUGCAACGCCACAGCCUACCUGAGUAUUGUUGCUGACCAUGUCCAUCCCUUUAUGACCACAAUGUACCCAACUUCUGAUGGCUACUUUCAGCAGGAUAAUGCGCCAUGUCAUAAAGCUGGAAUCAUCUCAGACUGGUUUCUUGAACAUGACAAUGAGUUCACUGUACUCAAAUGGCCUCCACAGUCACCAGAUCUCAAUCCAAUAGAGCAUCUUUGGGAUGUGGUGGAACGGGAGAUUCGCAUCAUGGAUGUGCAGCCGACAAAUCUGCGGCAACUGUGUGAUGCCAUCAUGUCAAUAUGGACCAAGCUCUCUGAGGAAUGCUUCCAGCACCUUGUUGAAUCUAUGCCACGAAGAAUUGAGGCAGUUCUGAAGGCAAAAGGGGGUCCAACCCGUCACUAGCAUGGUGUACCUAAUAAAGUGGCCAGUGAGUGUAUGUAUACCAUAUUUUCCGGACUGGAAGUUGCCCUGGAGUAUAAGUCGCACCAGCAAAAAAAUGCGUAAUGAAGAAGAAAAAACAUUUAGUUUCAUUUUUGGGGGUAAAUUUAUUUUACAAAAUCCAAGAACAGACAUUUCAUCUUGAAAGGCAAGUUAUAAUAACAAUCUAGCUGUCUAGCUUUUAGCCUAGGAUUAGUUGUUUCUGUUUUCUUCAUCGCAGUCAGAGUAAACUUUUCGCCAGUCCCUCACAAGUUUCUCGCUCACUCCAAACUUUCUCUCUCUGCUGCUCAAUUUCCAUUUUGCAUAUUUCUUACCUGCAGCUUGUAAUCUGCAUAAUAUGAUUUUCUUUAUGGCGGCAUUUGUGCUCAGUCUUUCUCAGUUGUUGAUAUGAAUUAACGUUAGUUUGUAUAUCUUAAGUGGUACAGGAAUAGCAGAUACUGGUACACCAGCAUAGAGUGCCCUCUAGCGGCUGUCAGUGUGAAAAUAAAAAUGUGUGAAAUUAUAUAUUUCAAUAUAUACAGUGGAUACAAAAAGUCCACACACCCCUGUUCAACUGCCAGGUUUUUGUUAUGUAAAAAAAUUAAAUCAAGAUAAAUAAUUGCACAACUUCUUCCACCUUUUAAUGUGACCUAUAACCUGUACAAUGCAAUUUAAAAACAAACAGAAAUCUUUCAGGGAGGUGAAGUAAAAAUAAACAACUGAGAUCAUGUGGUUGCAUAAGUGUGCACACCCUUUAAUAACUGGGGAUGUGGCUGUGUUCAGAUUUAACCAAUAACAUUCAAACUCAGGUUAAAUUGGAGUCAGCACACACCUGUCACCAAUUAAAGAGCCUCUGAUUAACCCCAAAUUAAGUUCAGCUGUUCCAGUAGCUUUUCCUGACAUUUUUGUAGACACAUCUUCCAGCACAAGCCAUGGUCCACAGAGAGCUUCCAAAGCAUCAGAGGGAUCUCAUUAUUCAAAGAUAUCAGUCAGGUGAGGGCAACAAAAGAAUUUUCAAGGAAUUAAAUAUACCAUGGAACACAGUUAAGACCGUCAUCAUCAAGUGGAGAAAAUAUGGCACAACUGUGACAUUACCAAGAACAGGACGUCCGUCCAAAAUUGAUGAUAAGACGAGAGGAAAACUGGUCAGGGAGGCUAACAAGAGGCCGACAGCAACACUGAAGGAGCUGCAGGAAUUUCUGGCAAGUACUGGCUGUGUAGAACAUGAGACAACAAUCUCCUGCUGUCUUCAUAUGUCUGGGCUAUGGGGUAGAGUGGCAAGAUGGAAGCCUUAUCCUACAAAGAAAAACAUCAAAGCCCGGCUUAAUUUUGCAAAAGACAUCUGAUGUGGGAAAAUGUGUUAUGGUCUGAUGAAACCAAAGUUGAACUUUUUGGGCAUCAUUGCAAAAGGUAUAUUUGGCUCAAAAUCAACACUGCUCAUCACCAAAAGAACACCAUACCCACAGUGAAGCAUGGUGGUGGCAGCAUCAUGCUUUGGGGUUGUUUUUCUUCAGCUGGAACUGGUGCCUUAGUCAGGGUGGAGGGAAUUAUGAACAGUUCCAAAUACCAGUCAGUGUUGGUACAAAACCUUCGGCCUUCUGCUAGAAAGCUGAAGAUGAAGAGGAACUUCAUCUUUCAGCACGACAAUGACCCAAAGCACACAUCUAAAUCAACAAAAGAAUGGCUUCACCGGAAUAAGAUUGAGACUUUGGAAUGGCCCAGCCAGAGUCCAGACCUGAAUCCCAUCGAACAUUUGUGGGGUGAUCUGAAGAGGGCUGUGCACAGGAGAUGCCCUCGCAGUCUGUCAGAUUUGGAGCGGUUUUGCAAAGAGUGGGCAAAUAUUUCCACAUCAAGAUGUGCCACGCUGAUAGACUCCUACCCAAAAAGACUGAGUGCUGUAAUAAAAGCCAAAGGUGCUGCAACAAAGUAUUAGUUUAAGGGUGUGCAUAUUUAUGCAACCUGGUUAUUUUAACUUUUCUAUUUUUCAUUUUUCCCCUUAAAGGUUUCAGUUUGUUUUUCAAUUGUAUUGUACAGGUUAUAGGUCACAUUGAAGGUGGAAAAAGUUGUGAAAAUAUUGAUCUUGCUGUAAUUUUCUUACAUCACGAAAACCUGGCAGUUGAACAGGGGUGUGUAGACUUUUUAUAUCCACCGUAUGUAUAAGUCGCACCUGAGUAUAAGUCGCAAACCCAGGCAAACUAAAAAAAAAAAGUGCGACUUAAAGUCUGGAAAAUACAGUAUAUAUUUUUGCUUGUUCCUCUAACAGCCUUUUAGAAACAUCAUAUCAUCAUUGGUAUGAUAAUAUGAUGUGUGGUAUAUUGAUGAGGUCUGUGUUGUCUGGUGUCUGCAGGUUACCAACGUCUCACACUUGCUUUAACGUGCUGCUGCUGCCCGAGUACAGCAGCAAAGAGAAGCUGAGGGAGAGACUGCUGAAAGCCAUCACCUAUGCCAAAGGGUUUGGCAUGCUCUGAGCCCCUUCCCCCCCAAGCGCUCCGAACACACACAGCAGGCGGACUCCUUCUUCUUAGAAAGCCCAUGAAACCCUGCCCCACCCUUCCUUUAUCAGAAACAAUCGAACAGGUGACAAAACAGAGUAUGUUUCCUGGAGAAAGUCCAAAAUGAAAGAGGAGAAAUGGUUCCAAUAGAGCGCUCGAGUAGUUCUUCUACUGUGCCUGCAUCAUCCCGCAUCAGUCAGUGUAAGCACAGAGACCUCCUGAUCAAAUCCUCACAUCCACUUUAUGUGAAUGUGCCGCCUCCCUGUCUUUUUUUCUAUGUAUAGAGAGGAUCAUUUUCCUUAUUAUUUAUUUUAAGGUUGGAAUGGGUUAUUUUUCACGCCUGCCUGUUGGGAUAGCUUCCCUGCUCGAGGGACAGGGCAAGGGUUAAUAUUAAACUAUGUAAAUUUGGUACAAAGCCGAAUUUAAGAAGGCAAUAUAACCCCCAUUUAUUGAACAAAGAGGUGUUAAAUUCGCCCUUGACUCUCAUUCACAGAUAAUCAUGGAGAAAAUCUAGUCUUAGAGUAGUCAUUUUAUUCCCCGCUGAAGAAAGAGCUCCAUUCCACCCACUGACAUCGCUUAAUAUUCCCACAAAGUCCAUUUACGAUGAAGGUAAGCAUCUGGAAACACCUGUCAUUUGGUCCAAAAUGGCACAUUAUCAAAAAGCAGUUCUCUGUUUUCUUUUCAGGCCUUUUUUUUUUUUUCCUUUUGGGAGGGGGAGACACACACCGCAGGUUAGACUCAAAUCUUGUCAGAGCUGUGUAAGUGCACUUAGACAUUUUCAGAAUGUUUGUUUUUUGGCCACAGGUUGCCAUGAUUGUUUGAAACAUUUUAUUUCCAUGUCUUCCUGUGUUGACGACUCUAAAUAAAAAAAAAAACAGUAUUUAUAUAAUCAGUGCGGUUGGAACUGCGAUACCGUAUUGUGCACGUUUUCGGAGGAUGUACACUUGUAGACCAGUCACUGCUGAUGUUCUCAGAUAAAAACUUAGAGCUCUUCUUGUGCCAACGAUUACAGUCAGUGGAUAGGAGAAACCCAAGUUAGCACUUUGUGUUGUCUGCAGAGUCUCUGUUCUAUAAUGAGCCCAGUUAAGGUGGAGCAUCCAGAGGGUUAAUAAGCGGGUUUCCAUGAACUCUUUUUCAUUUCACUCAGAAAGAUGUGUGAUCUGGCCGUAUGUACACCCUUCAUAUAAACUGGCAGUUCUGGUGUUUUUAAACCUGCGCCUUAUUUAUUUAUUUAUGUGAGGUCUACAUGUCAAAUAAACACAAAAUUGUUACGAUUGCAACAGUUUAAAACGGCUUUAACGCAACCGUGAAGUGCUUAAGUUUAAAGGCUUAGAUUGGUCUUGAAAAUAGACAUCUUUUAAGACACCGGCCUUCUUCGACAAAAAAAAGGUUUAUCUCACAGGAUGCUUGAGAUUCCGGUCUUUAGUGUUGUGUUGAAUCCUUUUUAAAACUUUUGAAACACUUGAGUCACACAACAACACAAACAAACCAGGAGAGAGGAUGUGGUUGAUGCGCUUCAUUUUCAUUGUGGUGGAAUUACGGUUAAUUGUGGCUUAAGAGAGAGAGAGAGCAGUAUUAAGACUAUUUUUUUGGUUAAAUAAAAGGUUCACGCAAAGGGAUCCUUUCUAUAAUGUACUGAGGCACUUUUUUAUAACCAAAGAAAAACAUCUUUUAGUGUUCUUCCUAAAGCCACCAGACUCUUCUGACAAAAACGCCACUUACCUGCAGAAAAACUAGAGCUGCUGGUAUUCACCACGUCCUACCAACAGGAUGCAGAGUGUAAUGUUGGUAUGCGGUGCAUUCAUCAUAUGCACACUUGAGUUAAACCGAGUAAACAAACCACAGUGAAGUGUGAAGAGGAUUUUAUAUCAUGAGUAACAGGUGUGGAAAUAGACAUGGGCAGUGAUGACACUCAGAUCGGAAGGAUUAGGAGUCUGGAGGCCACAGCUACCAUACUCCACUGACAAAACAAGGAUCUAAGCUUCCAGGACGGGAGAGUUUCUGUCUUUUUUUCCAGUGAGUUAUAUGUCCUGUGUGACUUUGGUGACUUUAAGUGUAACUUUGGAUCCAACACAACAGAAAAACAUUUUACUUCCAACUUGAAUCUCUCUUUAUCAGUCAAAUGAGUUGGCUGGAAAGAAAACGAUACAACAGCUGUUUCUAGUUAAAAACCAUCUUCCUAUUGUAAUGUCAGACAUUGACAAGAACAAUCUGAGCCUAUUAGGGACAAAAACUAAAGGCUGCAGAAUAAAGCAGCUCCAAAACCUCACAAACAGGUUUUUUUUAAAAAGGGCCAAGCUUUAAAAAUACCAGAAUCUGCAUUUGAUAUGGAAAAAGAAAAAUAUGUCUAUCCCCCUGCUUCAACUUUACGGUAAGCUAAUCAAGUCCUGGGCAUAGAUUUGGUAUUUCCAGAUCAGAUAUCAGUUCUGUGGGGGUAAGACACUUUGUGGACACAUCAGUGUGAUCAGGUUUAGUCUGAAUCUGUCACAUUUAAUGAUAGAUAGUAAAACAGGUGUGACCACUGUCUAUGGAAAAUACUUAUAUAGGUGUCCAGAGCACUUUUUUUCCUUUGAAAACACAAAUUGGAAGAUGGGCUGUGACAUCCCCACAGAACAGGCAGAUGUUUUUUUUAUAUUUUUGGAUUGUUUUGUUCUUUGUUCGGUAGAAUUGGCUGUACUUGUAAAGGACUGGAGUGAUAUCUGCAUGAUGUUCUUGCACACAGACUCAACUCACUGGUUUAAACAUUUUUUCUUUUUUUUUUCUUUUUUUUGUUUUGUUUUUAAAAAAUACAACCUGGGUCUUUAUUUUCAGUUUACGCCAUGGUUUUGUUUUUCACCUUCUGACUCAGCGGUUUGAUACUUUGACAACUUCGACUGAGCACAUCAGGGCAAGCAGCAGAAGUCAUCACACACCCCGGCAGGCCUUAAAACCCAGCUACAGUUCAACGAAAUUAUUUUAACCACUUAUUUGUAAAUGGGGGCCACCUUCAAAAGGUCAGAUUUAGCGACUCAUUGCCUUCUUUGCAUCCAGCGAGCAUAGUGUCCACUUGAGGCUGUCUCCAAAAGCCUAUAAAACCCCAUUAGUCCAUAUUAAAAUGCCCAUAUUCUACAGAUGUAGAAACAUGUUUACAGUAUAGUACAAAAAUCAAUUUUGCUCUCUGUACCUCAGAUUUGAAUGAUUUCAUACAUAUUAAGUAGCAAAUAUAUUACCCUUCAUCCUGAGGUUUUUUUGCAAGUACUUUCGGAUUGUCUGGAGUCAUUUCCAAUACGGUGUCCACCAUCUUUAGGCUUCAUACCACAUCUAUGGAAACAGUCACAGAGACCAAAUCUGUGUUUUAUCUAUGAAAAACAACAUUACAGCCCCUUCUUGUGCAGAUAGUUUGCUGUUGGUUGAAAUUUUCUCCUCCAUCCUCAGCAUCCGUUGGCAGCAUCCAUUAGCAAACCAGUCAAACUGGAUUAUUGAAACUUCACACAGUCUUUAAAUCUAUACAUUUGCAUUUUCACUGAUGGAUAAAACCAACACUGUCUUCAUAGUCAUCCCAAAUUGGCGGCAUCCAUUAGCAAACCAAUCAAACUGGAUUAUUGAAACUUCACACAAUCUUUAAAUCCAGACAUUUGUGUUAUCACUGAUGGCUAAGGCUAACACUGUUGAUGGAUUGAAGGAAUGGUUAUCACACUUUUCUCAGCUUUGGAUGUUUUAACCUAGACUAUGUAGACCAGGGUCCUGUAUCUGUGUGGAUUUCUGUGCAUUACCCAAAUAUAAAGUGAACCAGCUAGCAACGCUGAUGAAUGACACAUUAUUUUCUCAUAGGCCAGUGCUAACAGACCUAACAUCAGCUGAUACCAAUGCCCAUCAAUGUAUCCCUAGCUUACAUUAGUGGGGGAAAAGGCCCCUGAUGAAAACUGGAACCUGCACUUAACUUUAGUUUCACCAUAAAAUAAGUGGUUAAGAUAAUUUAGAUCAACUGAGGACUUAAGUUCUUAUCUACAGGAUAAUCCAGUUUUUUCAGGACUGAGUACAUUUUGAUUUCAGAGCUGUCUACCACAUCAUCAUUCUGGUCAAUUAAGCGAGCUGACUUAGAUGUUAUCACAUGUACGGAGCUUCAGUUUUGGGAUGCACAUCUCUGAUCAAAGAUAAGUCUGGUGAGAAGUAGGUUUAAUUGUUUGUUUUUAGUGGUUUUGGUUUAAAGUCAAAGACCAAAAAGAAAGUGAGAGAAGGCUGUAAAUAGAUAUCAGCUGUUUAGAGAAGACAGGACCAAAAGAGAAAGAAACAGGGGGAAAAAAGACAUGGAAAGAAAAACCCUGACGUUAGAUUGGGCUGAAAAGUCGUGGCAGCUUGGAUUUGGUUUUUGGACGAAUGGUGCAUUACCUCAGUAAUCAGAUGUUGGAGCUGAGGACGAAGUCUCACCCGAGCUGACUGUUUUCCAGAUAUGAGUAGAAAAAGUAUGAAAGUGGCCCAUGUUGCUUUUAGCAUUUUUAGCUAUACCGGACAAUAAUUACAGAUUACUUGGUGGUUUGCAUGUCAAGGCGACACGUGAAAGACGAGGGAAGACCAUGUUGCUUGUAAACACUGUCACAGGUACAGCUGUUUUACAGUUGAUGAGGGAGUAACCAUCUUGGAUUUCAAGCCUGGGAUACCAAAAGCUGCUCUGAGUUUCAAAGGUUGAGUUUUUAAUUGAAAGGGUGGGCAUCUAGAAAUUUCUGACCUCCGAGAUCAAGUGGAGCACACCAUAGGCUCAGAGAUAUUUUGGUAGGAGAGGCCAUCUGUUGGCAAGAAGUUCUUCUCUUAGACUUAAUUUUACAACCAGUUGCGUCAUCCCCUGCUCUCCCCUAGACAGGGUGCAGGAUUAAGGUCCUCGUUUCUACAAGUGAAGGGUAUAUUCCCGUUUCUAGAUCAUUCUCCUGUCAUGUGGUAACAGCUGAGUCAGCUCUUCAAAUCUAUUUUUUUCUAAUCUAUCUAUUGCUAAAAACAAGCCCAACAGAUGUGUUAUGAAGCAGCAGAAACGAGUUAACCAUGUUUGAGCCCAGAUUACAAACAGUUUCCUUAAACCAGGACUAUCACAGAUCAGUUAGUGGACUGUCUGCUUGACCAUCGGUGCCCACAAAACACCACUAAUGACACCACAGUGCUCAGACUGUGGUAGUUCAAAACCACCCUGAACUGUUUUUUUUCUGUUCCAUUGCUCUUAUUUCUCAUCUUCACGGUUUCAUCCAGACUUGGGCGGAGUUACGUUGGAGAAUCCCCUUUGCUGCUUGUUUUAGCCUCCAUGGGAGUCACUUCGAACUGUGCAAAGAGCAUCUGGAAAUUCGGACUAACACUGGACUGUGGCGGGAGCUCUGUGCAGGUUAAAACAAAAGCCGAAGGACUACUUUAACUGGGAUUGAGCCCAGGUCUGGUGUCAGCUGUUUCUCUGUACCUCUGUUUUUGUAAUGCUGAAGAUGCUGCUGCUCACCUGGACAUGUGAACGGGCUCCGAAGCCCAGCGAAGGUAAAAGGUCGACCUGAUUUUGGAAAGGGAAGCAGUUUUCAUCAAUUUGUUUGACUCCGCGGUUACAUUCUAAAAGAUACAAACUGAUGAAAGGAUAAAGUAUUCAGUGUUGUGAAAACAUGCUAAAUAAAGAUGACUGCUUUUUUCCAACUGCC